Osmerus eperlanus (European smelt) is the source of this 444-nucleotide messenger RNA. RefSeq names its product zinc finger protein 679-like. Gene Ontology annotation, biological process: regulation of transcription by RNA polymerase II. The record is from RefSeq and is a predicted model, not a curated record. Gene Ontology annotation, molecular function: RNA polymerase II cis-regulatory region sequence-specific DNA binding; DNA-binding transcription factor activity, RNA polymerase II-specific. Bases 1 to 444 code for a protein of 147 amino acids. NCBI's taxonomy places the organism in Eukaryota, Metazoa, Chordata, Actinopteri, Osmeriformes, Osmeridae. The transcript has 2 exons.
AUGAUGAUCCACACUCGAGAGAAGCCCUACAGCUGUGACCUCUGUGGUAAAACCUUUCGCCUGGCUGGUACUCUCAACGUUCACCACAGGAUCCACACUCAAGAGAGGCCCUACAGCUGUGACCUCUGUGGUAAAACCUUUAGCCAUGCUGGCACCUUAAGAGGUCACCGCAGGAUCCACACUGGAGAGAAGCCCUACAGCUGUGACUUCUGUGGUGAUUUGAAGAAACACAGCAGGAUCCACACAGGAGAGAAGCCCUACAGCUGUGACUUUUGUGGUGAAACUUUUAGCCGUGCUGGUACUCUCAACAUUCACUGCAGGAUCCACACUGGAGAAAAGCCUCACACCUGUGAAUGCUGUGAUAAAGCCUUCUCAACCUCAGGUGAUUUGAAGAAACACAGCAGGAUCCACACAGGAGAGAAGUCCUACAUAUGUCCACACUGA